Dioscorea cayenensis subsp. rotundata (Guinea yam) is the source of this 1415-nucleotide messenger RNA. RefSeq lists its product as uncharacterized. The record is from RefSeq and is a predicted model, not a curated record. Gene Ontology annotation, biological process: developmental process involved in reproduction. NCBI's taxonomy places the organism in Eukaryota, Viridiplantae, Streptophyta, Magnoliopsida, Dioscoreales, Dioscoreaceae. The transcript is spliced from 9 exons. Bases 226 to 1116 code for a protein of 296 amino acids.
CCACUUUCUCUCAUUGUCUAUUUCAACUUCGAAAUUUCGAAUUUCUUCUCCUCCCUCCGUUUCACUCUUCCUUCUCUUCCAAUCCUCUCUGCUCUCCAUUCUUCAAGAUCUAGGGUUCAUCCUUUCACCCCCAAAUUUCUCAUCCUUCCCCUCUCCCCAAACCCUAACUCGGCGAAGCAUUUCUUCAUCGUCAUCUCUGGUUUUUAUUUUGUUGUUUUGGCGCAAAUGGAGCAGCUCAACGCCAAGCUGUAUUCCAAGUACCAGAAUCUCAAGAAGAGGAAGGGAUUCGAGGAGGAGGAGUGGUUUCAGAAGUUAGAGUCCGACUUGAGAAAGAGCAAAUUGGCUACGGAAGAUAUGAUAGAAAAUCUGAAGAAUGAAAAUAACCGGCUGCGUGCACAAAUGUCUUCCAUUCAGGAUCAGUAUGAUGAAUGCCAAAAACUUCUGUUUGAAGAGAGACAAAAGACAAGAGGGAUUUCUAAUGAAAUUGGAAGGCUUCAGGAGCUGCUAUCACAAAGGAAUCAUCAUAAUGAUGCUGCAUUGCCAUUAUCUCCUCAUACAAGUCCUGCUGUUAUCUCAAGGCAUUUAUCAGGUGAUUCUCCAGGAAAGACUGUCGCACGUGCAUUACCAUUUGGAAGUCCUGCGACCAGGUCUGGAGGUGCACAUAAUAGUUCCCUUACAAAAAAGAGACGAAGUUCAAGCCCUGAACAAAUUGAUCUUCAUUGCAAAGAAGCAGCUACUUUGUACAAUAAUAACACAAAAGAGCCUGUUGUGCCAGAUUGCUGUCGAGGAAACUUGAUACAUUCAACAAGCAAAGGUUACCAUAGUUGUGUAUUUCAAGCCUUUUUGGAGCAGAUAGUUGGCAUGGAAUUUUCGGUUAGCAGUCAGGGACAAGGAUUAUCGCUUUCUGUCAUUCACCCAAUGAGUGGCUACACAUUCAGCCUCUCAUGGAUAGCGGAUGAAGAUGGAAGUGAAGGCGACUUGAUGUACCGUGUUUCUUCAUUGGGGACUCUAGAAAGGGUUGCCCUAGAGUGGAUGAAGGAGGACAUUAUUUUCAGCAUGAGAAUGUGUCCUGUUUUCUUCGAGAAAAUAUCCCGUGUUAUCGGUCAUCAUCGAUGACUAAAUUUACAGCAUCAAGAAGGAUUUGAAAUGCCAGGAGCAACCGAGCAAGUUUCUAAACAGUGAAUUGCCUUCAUGUGUACCAUUGAUGAUUUCUUUUUGAUUUUGUAAUUUACUUCCUAAAUCACCUUUUCCAAGGAUAUGAUCUACUGGAAAAUAUUCUGUUGUAUUUUUCUUUAUACGACGGUUAGUGUUUCGCACAGGUUGUGGUUAUAUAUAAGUUUGACAAAAGCCUGUAAUUCUUACACAGCCCAUAAAAAUUCAGUAACUAAUCAUUAUAUAGCCUGUAAAAAUUAUUU